GCAUGCUUCACCAUUCCACUGAAAAGGCGUAAUGUUGGCUAUAGGCCUACAUCUGACAGAAUCCUCUUAAUAAGUAAAACUUUUUAAUAGUUGUAGAUCAGUAUGGCGAAUGUGGUUAUUUACCAUUGCCAUGGCGACGUUUGUCGUAUCGGUGCACGGCGCAAACUCUCCCGCGGAGGAAAGCGGCAAGCUCUUCUCACAACCGGGGACACUUUCGUCUAGACUCCCUAAAGCGAUGUUUCGAUAAAAUAAAAUUGAUGAGCGCAAGAAGGAACCAAAAAAGACUCUCGGUACGAAUUCGAAAAAGCGUUGAGACUGGAAUUCAAAGAAAAUAAAAAAUUUUGUUUGUUAACCCUUCAAAAUGAAGCUUCAACUAUUCGUCCUGGUGCUAAGCAUUUUCAACAAUGCUGAAAACAUCGCCAGUACAACACAAGAGAUGUCAACUACAGAGGUGACCUCCAGUACGACUGAGAUCAGUAGCACCACAGUAGAAACCACAGUCACAACAGAUGAUGCUACCGAGCCUGCCGGAAACAGCGAUGGCGAAACAACUACUGUCCCUGAUGGUGGCACCGAGACCGCGACGUCGGCGGACGCCGAAUCAACCCCUACAACCGAGCCUGCCGGAAACAGCGAUGGCGAAACUACUACUGUAGGUGUCCCUGAUGGUGGCACCGAGACCGCGACGUCAGCGGACGCCGAAUCAACCCCUACAACCAUGCCGGUAGAUGGAAACGAAUCAACAACUACUACAGCCAUGCCGGUAGAUGAGAACGCAACCACAACUACUACAGCCAUGCCGGUAGAUGAGAAAGCAACAACAACUACUACAGCCAUGCCGGGAGCUGAAGAGAACGAUACUGACACAACGACACAGCAGCAGACUGAAGAAAUCACAUCAACACCUGCAACCAUGGCAAGCAGCAACACAAAAGAAUAUGGCUCUCCACCUACUGCAACAACCAUGACAGCAACCGACCCAUGCUUAAAUACCACCGUGGUACAACAAUGCAAGGCUCAGAAUUUUACAACAUGCGUUAACGAUGGCCAGGGACAACAUCAUUGUGAGGGCUGCCUGGGUGGUUGGACUCUUAUUAAUGGCACAUGCAAAAAACUGCCCAGGGUCUUUGGAAAAGUGACAAUAGAAUUUAUUGAUGGCGCUAACGCGAACUUUACAGUUGAUUUAACUGACAGGAACUCAGCAAGGUUUAUAGAAUUAGCAACUGCUUGCUGUGAGAGCUUCUUGAGAGCUUCCAUUGCCAUCACUUGUGACGUUACUUCAUUUACCGAAGGAUCCAUUAUUGUCGACUUUGUACUUGGUUUCCCUGAAAACGCAACAGACAUAAACGAGACUGCGUUAGCACAAAGCAUCAUGGAUGACGCCAAUGCAACUGGAAUUGGGCUAAACUCCAACGUUGAACUAAGUGUUGUCCGGGUGUUCUGUGAGGACACAACCUGUGAAAACGGCGGAAAUUGUACCAUAAAUGAAUCCAUGAUGUCGCAGUGCGAUUGUAUCGACGGGUACACAGGAAGUAGCUGUUCCAUAAGCCCGAUUGUCCGGGUGUUCUGUGAGGACACAACCUGUGAAAACGGCGGAAAUUGUACCAUAAAUGAAUCCAUGAUGUUGCAGUGCGAUUGUAUCGACGGGUACACAGGAAGUAGCUGUUCCAUAAGCCCGACUACGACAGUUGUUACAGUUACUGAUCAACCAGGUCUCACAACAGCUGUCAUUAUCGGUAUUGCUGUCGGCGUCACUGCAGCCGUGCUCAUCAUUAUUAUAAUAAUCAUUGUCGUGGUCUUGAAAUGUGGCGGGAAGAACAAGGUUGUCGCUCAAGAAGAAAUGAACACUCAUUCAGAUGAAGUGCCUUUGCAGAAGCGCUAA
Asterias rubens (European starfish) is the source of this 1882-nucleotide messenger RNA. Its product is annotated as mucin-22-like. Lineage: Eukaryota; Metazoa; Echinodermata; Asteroidea; Forcipulatida; Asteriidae. The transcript has 13 exons. The record is from RefSeq and is a predicted model, not a curated record. Gene Ontology annotation, biological process: positive regulation of cell population proliferation; positive regulation of mitotic nuclear division; epidermal growth factor receptor signaling pathway. Bases 362 to 1882 code for a protein of 506 amino acids.